This is a messenger RNA of Schistocerca nitens (vagrant locust), 6724 nucleotides long. RefSeq names its product ankyrin repeat domain-containing protein 27-like. The transcript has a single exon. The record is from RefSeq and is a predicted model, not a curated record. The coding region runs from base 101 to 2956 and encodes 951 amino acids. Gene Ontology annotation, molecular function: guanyl-nucleotide exchange factor activity; SNARE binding. Lineage: Eukaryota; Metazoa; Arthropoda; Insecta; Orthoptera; Acrididae. Gene Ontology annotation, cellular component: late endosome; tubular endosome; neuron projection. Gene Ontology annotation, biological process: early endosome to late endosome transport; neuron projection morphogenesis.
UAAGAAAAGAAGUAUGACAACUAUUGGAUCUCGUUGUUUUGGUGUUAAUGCUGUGAAGUGGUAGUGUUGUCAACCGUUUGUGUGAUCUGUGUUCGUUAUCAUGGAAUCGUACGAUGAAGAUCUCAAUGAAAAUCCUUUUUUUCACAUGUUGCAGACGGAACACACAGAAUUGUUUCAGAAAGCAACUGUCGAAGGAUGGAUAAUUUGUGUACCGUGUGAAGGAUCAGUGCCAAAGUACGCUCUUACCGUAGAGGAUUUUUUUAGCCACAUCUUAAUUCCUAGCGACGAAUUACCAGAGAGUCAUUUUAGAACGCUAAAUGAUCGGGACGUCCGUAUUUGUAAUCGUGUGGUUACAGUGGAAGAAAACGAUAUUUCGAGACCCUUGACAACUCAUAUUCUGUUCGAAGAAACGUAUUACACAGAUGAUCUAUUGAAGUAUAAAGUAUUAUGUUUAGAACACCCACUUGAACGUCAUUCAGAUUUUGGUCCAGUGAGCAGUAACUCCUCAGUCGUCAUUAGUAUUCAGACUUUGAGGGACUGUAUAGACUUGUUGUGGACGGAAAGUAGAGGUAGGGAUGUACUUGAAAAAAUUGAUCAGUUGAUUCGUGAUUUUCUUUCGUGUAAUAAUAAUUUGGAGUUCGAACCGCUUCAAGUGCAGAAAGAUUUAGUUGGUAGUCUGUACACAAUUUGUUUACAGAAUGCUCUAAGAGACAGCCGUCUACGAGAAAGAACAAGUACAAAUAAACAUCUUCUUGAGAAUGUUAAAUUAGCAGUGGAAACCUACAUGCUUCACACUGUGUAUAAGAAGGUAAUAAAAGGUGUAACAGCCUGUACUGCUCAUGACGACGCCAAUUUGAAUAAAAUCAUUAGGAAUCUUUCAGAUAUCCAGUUGAGAGAUUUAGGUGUUCGUCAAGAUCUAUAUGAUACUGUGCCAUGGGCGAAGCAGGAACUCGCUCGUAUUGAUGGGUACAGUACUGUAUUGGGCAAGGUUGGAUGUCUGAAACGUAUGUUGGGAGCCAUCACAAAGCAACAUCCUAGCAAGAACAGUCCUGACCUUUUUGUUGGUAAUGUUAUUGCUGCAGAUGAUCUGUUGCCUAUGAUAGUUUUCCUUGUAAUUAAAACUGGUCUACCUAACUGGAUUGCUCACUUGACGUUUAUGAAACAGUUUCAUUUUUCAAAUCCGUCUAAAUGUCAAGUGGAUGAAUAUAGUUUCUUAAUUACAUCUUUAGAAGCUGCAAUUGAACACAUUAACUCUGGUCUUUUCCUAGGAUCUUCCAUUCCAGAAGCUCAAAUAGUUUAUGAAGAAAAAUAUGACAAAUACAAGAAGGCUGAUGAGGAACAACAGAGAAUGUCUACUGAGCCUAGUGGUAUUGAAUACUUGUUUGAACAGAUAAAACUUGGAAAUGAAAGUGAGGUGAAAGGCACUCUGGAUAGAAGCAUUGGUUCAAAUUGUAUGAGAGAAUCAUCUUCCAAGAAAAAUGAUAUAAUAUUGAAAUUAUGCCAUCCAUUAUGUUCCUGUGAUAAAUGCGAGAGUAUCAUUUCGAAAAGCUUGUGCAACACUACUCCCACAAUUAAUUCAUGUGAUGACAGAGGUUUCACAGCACUCCAUGUGGCCUGCAUGUUUGGGCGCCCAACUAUGGUUGAUCUUCUUCUGAAGUAUGGUUCUAAUGUUAAUGCCUGUGACUAUAGUGGUUCAACUCCUGUGCAUUAUGCUGCUGCCAAAGGUUAUCAGAAUGCACUGUUACUGUUGGCCCAUGCAGGUGCACACAUAGAUAUUGCUGACAAUGAAGGCAAUACUCCACUUCAUUUGGCAUGUAAUAAUGGCCACGAAGGCUGUGUGAAGGCAAUCAUAUAUUUUGCUGAACAUGUUGGACUGAAAUUAAAUAUUAAUUGUGCAAAUAGUCAAGGUAAUACUGCUCUUCAUAAUGCUGCUCGCUGGGGUUAUGAGGGUAUUGUCCAUUUGCUUUUGGAAAAUGGGGCACGGCCAGGAGCAGAGAAUAAACGCCACAUAACACCCCUUGAUUAUGCCCACAACAUCCACAUUACAAGGCUUCUGAUGAGGGCCAUAAAAACCAUGCCACCAAGUGGUCUAAUGCCUGGUAGUAGUAAUGGCAUUGUAACAAACCUCACAUCAAAAAGCAAAGAACUCCAUGUAGCAGCUUCAUCAAAGAAGACUCUUGAUUUCAGUGACAGUGUGAAACCCAGGAAAGUGUCAGGUGCAUCACUGCAGAAAGGUUCGAAGACAAAAAAAGUAUUUUAUGGAGUCUUGCCCGAGACCACACAGGGGAUGCGGAAUGUAGAGAAGCUUCUGAAAGCAGUAGCUGCUGGUGACACAAGACUUGCUUGUUAUUACAUGGGACUUGAUGCUAAUGAUGAAGCUGCAUCACAGAAGGCAGCACAGCCAGAACAACAGCAUGAAAAAUGUCACCCAUUAUGCACUUGUGAAAAGUGUCAACCGGAAAAUGAUGUUAAUUCAGAUGAAAAUGGAACUGAUGAAGAGCACUCACACCAUAUACUUGAUGUGAAUGUUUGUGACGGUGAGGGCUUUACACCAUUACAUGUUGCAGCUAUGCAUGGGCGUUUAGAUCUUACACGUUUGCUGAUUGAUGCUGGUGCACUUGUAGAUGUAAGGACUCGGACCAAAGCUGCAACACCACUCCACUUUGCUUGUCAAAAUCAGAGACUUCAAGUUGUGCAGCUUUUGUUAAGGCGGUCUGCAGAUCCAGAUAUUCAGGAUUGGCAUGGGAACACAGCUUUGCAUUAUGCUUGUUAUGUUGGCAACAUAAGACUUGUUGAAACGUUGUUGCAGCUUGCAUCUCCAAGGUUGGAUUUGAAGAAUGCAUCGGGUAAAUCAGCAGUACAGGAAGCUGAAGAGAAGAUGGCUCUUACCAUUGUCAAACUGUUGCGUGGAGGGAAGCAGUUUGUUGUAAAUGGAGAUGAGAGUAAAGACUACUGAAGGGAAUUGUGUACUGAAUGGUUUUGCUACUGAGUGAAAGAAGAAAUAUUUUAGUACAGUAUUUACCGGUAUCAACAUUUAUAUUAUUUCUAUAUGUAAUUACUUUUUGACCCGUGAGCAACAUUCAUUGAUGUUAAGGCUUCAUUUGCCUGCUUCAGAAAUUAAGACAUAUAGAUGUUAUUAGUGUAUUAUUAAAAUAACUGUUAGCAGUUUCCUUAUAAUUUAACUGUAUCAAGAUCUCUGUGUUCAACAAGUCUUUCAGAAACCUUAUGUAUCAAGAAUGCAGUAUAUUUAUUAUACACCACAAUAUUCAGUGUUAGUAGACAGUGCAUUGUAAUUUUCUUUUAUCGCCUUAAGUACAGUGUACAACAUAGUCCUGGCAGAAAUGAAUUCUUUGAGCGAGACUGUGUUUUCGGUAUGUUCCGUGAAGUAGAAUCUUCAUGUGUCUGUUAUUAGAGGAAUUAAUUCAUAAAGUAAGAAAACUGUUUGCACAAGGUGUCCAGUUGCGAUAAAAUUCUCUUGGGAAUGCAGAAUAAGUAAUUGAUUAGUGAACACAGGUCUAUAUGUUGUCAUCUGAUGGGUUUUUUCUUUAGCUACUAAAGAAUUGUACUGUAUGUGAAAAGUGAAAUGUAAACAAACACGAGCAAAGGUAAUGCUGAUGCUUAUCUGACUUUUAUGAGGCCUUAUGAAUUUAUAUUUGUUUCUGACUGGUGUUGAUUUUUAAAGCUGGUGGCCUUCAUGGUGAAAAAGCAGUUAACAGCAGAUAGUAAACAGUACAACAUUUUGAAUUUGUCUUUCAUUUUUAAGUACUAAAUUGCUGUGCUGUGGAGCAGUGAAAAGUGCUAUUCACUUGUACUUGAAAGGCAUUACUUUACAAUGAUAUACAAAAGCACUUGUGUGUGUUUUACAGUUUUCUUUGCCUUUGAAAGAUCUGUCACCAAUUUAUUAUUUCCAUCACAUUUAGCAAUGUGACUUGGUCUGACACUGCAGAAAAAGUGUCACUAUUCAUGACUUACCUUAGUUAUGUUCUUUAUAGUGAUGGUCUCCUGUUAUAGGAAUAUAUUGCCUUACUAUGCUUUUGAUUUUCAUUUUGUUAAGAGUUCAUGGUUGCUGAAGCCUAAUUUUCAUUCAGAAGACCAUACAUUUUGAAUUAUGAUAUAUUUUACUUCAUUAGUGGAUUUUGCGUAACCAUUCAGUACAAGUGAUCUGUAAGCUUUAGGCUUUUACUGUGAUCUCCCCAACAAUAUCCCACGAAAGUCAAUGCUAUUUUGGAGUUGUUUGUGAUCCACAGCAUUCUGUUAUUUUUUAUUAGAUUUCUUUUUAUUUUUAUAACUUGUUCCAAAUGAUGCAAUAUAGGCUACUUUAAUCUGAAUCCUGGGUAACUGGCAUUUUUAUGGUGUGUUUAUGUAUGGCUGCAUAAAUCUUGAUGUUCUUAUUGGUGCUAACCAUUUGGUGCUAUGUAAAGUAAAUCUGCUUAUUUUUAAAUUGUUAUUAAUUACUUUAUGUGGUAUGUUCAUGGUUUUUGUAACAGCAACAUUAAUGCAGUGGCAGUUACUUUUGGAGAUUAACACUUGGAAUUUUGAAGUAAUAAUUUCUUAUAAAAAGAUAUGAUUGAAGGGAAAUUGCAAAACCAUUCUCAGGAGAAGGAAAGAUUGGAACUGAAGAUGUUCAUUGUGAAAAAUAUUUCUAAGUUGGGUUUCCACAUGCACUGAAAACUUUCUUAUGGAUACUCCUCACUAUCUGCAUUAGAAAACACUUUGCUGUCUGCAAAAAUGACAGUCAGAGAAGUUAAAAGCUAUUUCAUUUACUGGCAUAGUAUCACUUCCUGCAACACUGCUGAAGAGUCUCUGCUGAUCAUGGUAACAGGUGGAAAUUCAUCCAUUCUGCUUCUGUUCAUUCUCUUUGCACCUGUUUUAUUUAAUAGUCUAUCUGACGCUGUGUCAGGGAAGUGAGAUUUAUGUGUAACUGGUUAUGUACUGUUUGUGGGGAAGUGUACUUUUAGAAUCAGAGGAAGAUGCGAUAGAAAUUAAAGAGAGAAGCUGUCCUUUUUUCCCCUUAAGGUAAGUCUUUCCGCUCCCGGGAUUGGAAUGACUCCUUGCCCUCUCCCUUAAAACCCACAUCCUUUCGUCUUUCCCUCUCCUUCCCUCUUUCCUGAUGAGGCAACAGUUUGUUGCGAAAGCUUGAAUUUCGUGUGUAUGUUUGUGUUUGUUUGUGUGUCUAUCUACCUGCCAGCACUUUUGUUCGGUAAGUCACAUCAUCUGUGUUUUUAGAUAUAUAAUAAUAGUAAUAGAUAUACCUUCUUCUGAGCAUGUAGUUUGUUGAGUAUUUUGCUGAUGUCUUUGUUCCUUAUACAUUAGCAUUGUUUUUAUGAAGAGUAAUACCAUAAAUUGUAUGUUGCUGUUAUCUCUGGAUAUGCCAGUGGCUCUGAAUACCGGAAGAACUUUUGUUUCUCAUACAGCACAAUAUGGUAGAGCACUCUCCACCUCAUCCCACUCCUACAAAAACAACUGAAACACAAGAGUACAGGCAGUAAAUUAAAUCUUGUGCUUACCAUUUGGGAAAAUAUUAAUUAAAGACAAUGGCGAUAUUUACAAAUAAAUUUAUAUAAGACGUGUAAUGGAACUAAUUUCAAAGCAUUAAUAACAAAUGAGACUGCAGGAAACAUAAUUGAUAUUUAUUUCCAGACUGUGUACAUUGUGAAAAGAUAAAGGAACAUUGAGCAUGUGGGACAAAAUUUUCUUUUUUUUCCUUUGUUAAUUUGUAAUAAUGUGUCUAGUCAUGUCUUAUGAGAAUAACCUAACCUAAUGUUUGUAAUUUAAUAUGGAAAGAAAUUCUUUGAAACCUUGACCUUCUCUUGUAAGUUUUUUUGUUACUGUUUUUAUUCAGAUGUGAUCAGAAGGUCUCACUGUUAUUUUUGGUGAAAAGAGAACCAUAACAAUACUUACAGCCAAGAUAACCUCCUUUUGUACCAUUUAGUAUUGAAACCUUGAAACAAACUGAAUUUGACAAGAAGUUAUUCCUGGAAACCACUUUCAUUAUUUCAAAGUACUGAAUACACAGAAAUGAGGAAAGACUUUGCAGCUGCUCUUGUUUUACUUGAAAUAUAUACACACAACCACAUAGACACAUAAGUGCACCCACUGGCAGUGAUUUUAACCGAAGCCAAAGGCUGGGGUGUUUGGAGUGUCAGAGUGGUUAUGGGUGGUACAGUCUCUAUUCAUUUUUGUUUGCUUCCAUCCUAGAAUUUCACGUAUUGAAGUUUGCAGAAUAUAUUAUAGCAUUGGAAUAUUCAGAGAUGUUUGAUCAUGGAGGUUCUUGUUCAUUUAAUAUAGGGAUUCAGUUGCUCUGUUUGUACCAAUUUACCCAUAUUGCUAAACUGUAUUGUUGAGCAGAAUCUUUUGUACAAUUUCAUACAAUCAUCUUGAAUUACCUUGUAGUGUGUGUCUGCUAUUUGUAUUUCUCACUAGUCACACAGAAUCCCGUUUUGAAUAGGAAGGCAGCCAAAUGGAGCUUUGGAUUACUGUGAUACUGAUAAUUGUAAAUAUCAUUUGUAAAUGUUUUUGUAUACACUCAGCACAUUAUCUUAAAGUCUUGAUAGUUGUCGAUAGGUCUGUAUUUUUAUGCUGGAACCUAGCUUCCGUAUCUGUUGAAAACUAAAACCAAUUGGAGAAAGUGUUUUGUUAAUUUUAUAUUGUAUGUGUAAAUAGAUGUAAUUUUUUUUAAGACUGAAAGAUUUUGAUGUCACAACUGGAAGCAGUGUAAUUUGUA